Dermacentor albipictus is the source of this 2477-nucleotide messenger RNA. Its product is annotated as sodium-dependent proline transporter-like. NCBI's taxonomy places the organism in Eukaryota, Metazoa, Arthropoda, Arachnida, Ixodida, Ixodidae. Gene Ontology annotation, biological process: sodium ion transmembrane transport. Gene Ontology annotation, cellular component: plasma membrane. The record is from RefSeq and is a predicted model, not a curated record.
GAAAAGGGGUCAGCCCAUCGCCCACGUUCGGUGUCAGCCUUCUUGCUUGAAAGUAAGCGCUUCUCCUGUUCUUUCUUCUGCCGGACUGAAAAAUUUCAUCGCGACUUCCGCAAAGGAUUCCUGCACAGGCCAUGGAGGAACGAGACCAGUGGGGAAGCAAGUGCACUUUCCUCCUCUCCCUCAUCGGAAUGUCCGUCGGAAUGGGAAACGUCUGGCGGUUCCCGUACGUCGUCUACGACAACGGCGGUGGGGCAUUUAUUAUUCCGUACAUCACCCUCACGAUGAUCGCCGGAAGACCAAUGUACCUGCUGGAGCUCAUCCUGGGUCAAUUCUCCGGAUACGCACAGACAAAAGCCUUCGAUGGAUACCCGAUAGCAAAAGGCGUGGGUUGGGCCAUGGUGUACGCCUCGGUGUCGCUGGCAGUCUUCAACAGCAUGGUGCUGGCCUACGUCAUCAUUUUCCUCUACUACUCGCUGGGGGGCACGACGACGUUGCCGUGGACGCAGUGCGACCCCUCUUGGGCCGACGAACAGUGCUACGUCAAGGAGGAAGGCGUUUUCUCCUGCAAGGCGGUGGAGCAGAUGGCGCUGAACAAGUACAAACCAGAGUGGCUGUCCAAGUUGACGGCGCAGAGUUUGGCUCGCCUUAACGACGGAAACGACACCUCGAACCACACCAUCUUCGAGGGGAGGCGAUUCGCCAGCAACUGCAUCAAUGCCACCCAAAUAUCGUCGUACCAUUUUUUCUACAAGAAAGUGCUCGGGUUCAGCCCCCAUAGCAAAGACCAAGGUUCGUACCAGGCCCACCUUCUGCUCGCCGUGGCCCUUGGCUGGUGCUGCGUGUUUGCCUGCGUCCACGAUGGCAUCAGGUCGCUGGGAAAGGUCAUCUACAUCACCACCACACUGCCGUUCGGGCUACUGCUCAUCAUACUGGCGCGAGUCCUCACGCUGCCAGGAGCGUCUGUGGGGCUCAAGUUCUUCAUCGUGCCCAAGUGGAGGGAAGUCCUGUCUGUCACGCUCUGGAGGAGAGCCGCCGAGCAAGUGAUCCUGUCGCUAGGCCUGGGCUACGGCACCGUCAUCUGCUAUGCCGGCUUUGGCAGGCUUCGAAACAAGCUCAGGAACGACCUGGAAGUAGUCAUCGCGACGCAGUUCUUCGCCAGCUUCGGUUUCGGCCUGGUCGUCUUCUCCGUGCUUGGCUUUCUGGCGUCAAAUCAACAUAUACACAUCGAAGACAUCAUUACCUCUGGCUUCGACAUGGCCUUUGUGGCCUAUCCAGAAGCCGUGAGCCACUUCAGGAACGCUCCCCUGUGGGUGGUCUGCUUCUACGUGGCGCUGUUCUGCAUGGCACUCAACGCCCAGUGCGCCACCGUUCAGGCCGUGCUGAGCCCCAUGCGGGACGAGUUUUCCCCCGCUCUGCGACCUCGCCGUUGGGUUAUGGCCGCCACUGGGUGCCUGGCGCUCAUGUUCUGCGGGUUGCCCAUCACGCGACACGAUGGAAUCUUCACAAUGAAAAUGAUCAACGGGUACUUCGGGGAUCUGUUGCUACCGAUGUUGGCGUUAUUCGAAAUGUGUGUCAUCGUCCAUGGAUACGGUUUAAUUCGUUUUUGUCACGAUGUUUGCUUUAUGCUCAAGAAAUGGCCGCCGUUCGAGCUAAGAUUUUCAUGGAAAUACACCUGCCCUGCCGUUCUCCUGGGCCUUUGCAUUACGAACGCCGUGUUCUUCGAGAAACUCAAGAUAGCCGGGCACGACUUACCCGUCUGGGGGACCUGCGUUGGUGUAACGCUCGUAUUUAUAGGCCUGGCGAUUGUUGUUGCCUUCUGCGUGUACCACCUUUACGUCUUUGAAUGGGUGCGGCUGUUACACGACUUUAUACCAAACAUGCGACCGCGGCCACUGCCGGCGCAGGACUACGACGCGGCGAUGAAGUUCAGCGACGACUGGGGUCCUCGGGACCCCGACGAGAGGUUGCGCUACCACGCGUACCUUAAGAGCCAGAACAUCGAAGCCGUGGUCACCCUGAACGAGGACGCGACCGACGGCCCCAGCCAGGGACAGUCGUCCGGCGAAGAAGGCGAAAGCCACAGUGGCGACCAGCGCCCCUCCGAUGUUGUUGUCGGCGCCGAAGAGCCACCGCCAGACGCAGCGGCGGCCCCGUCGGACACGUCGGCGGUGCCCACGGCUCCUGGGGCUCAGUUGGAGGGCGAGACGCAGCGUUCGGGCGCGGACCGCGGCGAGCGGCGCCAGCAGGGUGGACGCACGCUGGUCGUCUCCAAGUCGGGCGUCAGCUUCGCCACCACGCCGCUGUCGGACGGCGAAGAAAAGCCGCCCGAAGCCGGCAGCUCCUAAGCGUCCCUCUUUCAUUGUAGAUUUACUCGUCGUUUCUGCGCACUGCAGAGCCGCAGAUACCUCAAGUGUUUGUGCCGUAAAAAUACAACAGGCUGCAAGCAGGGACGGUGUUCUUUCUGUGCAUGCCUUCAA